Messenger RNA from Purpureocillium lilacinum, 2061 nucleotides. RefSeq names its product DEAD-box ATP-dependent RNA helicase. Gene Ontology annotation, molecular function: RNA helicase activity; ATP binding; RNA binding. The record is from RefSeq and is a predicted model, not a curated record. Gene Ontology annotation, cellular component: nucleus. Lineage: Eukaryota; Fungi; Ascomycota; Sordariomycetes; Hypocreales; Ophiocordycipitaceae.
AUGGCGGAUCAACUCAACAUGGGCGGCCUCAACCUUGGCCCCGACGGCCAGGGCCCCGGCCAGCCGCGAUCUUACAUCCCGCCUCACAUGCGCAACCGUCCUGGCCCCCCCGCCGGACCUCCCGCUGGCCCUCCCGCUGGAGUUCCUGCUGGUCCUCCGAUGAACGGCGCUCCCGCUCCUAAUGGAGCCCCCAACGGAGGCCCCAACGGACUGGGCAACAGUGCCUGGGCUGCCAACCAGCCCGCCCCGGCUUACGGUGGCCGUCAAGGCGGCGGCAACUGGAGCAACGGCGCUGACGCACCCCCCGCCUUCCAGGGCGGCAACCGCCGCGGCGGCUGGGGUGGUGGCCGCGGAGGCUACUCUGGCGGCGGUGGCUACGAGGGUCACGGCAGCUCUGCCCGUGGCUCUGGCGACGGACAGUGGCGCGACGGCAAGCACGUCCCUGGCCCGGCUAACCCCCGCGUCGAGCGCGAGCUCUUCGGCACCCCGGACGACCCUUCGAAGCAGCACACCGGUAUCAACUUCGAGAAGUACGACGACAUCCCCGUUGAGGCUUCCGGCCACGAUGUCCCUGAGCCUGUCAACCAGUUCACCACCCCCCCGCUGGACGAGCACCUGUGCCGCAACAUCGAGCUGGCUCACUACAAGGUGCCCACUCCUGUCCAGAAGUACUCCAUCCCCAUCGUGAUGGGCGGCCGCGACCUCAUGGCCUGUGCCCAGACUGGUUCUGGCAAGACCGGUGGUUUCCUCUUCCCCAUCCUCUCGCAGGCCUUCCUCAACGGUCCUUCUGCUGUCCCGGCCGGCGCUGCUGGCCAGUUUGGUCGCCAGCGCAAGGCCUACCCCACCUCGCUGAUUCUGGCCCCCACCCGCGAGCUGGUUUCUCAGAUCUACGAUGAGUCCCGCAAGUUUGCCUACCGCUCCUGGGUCCGCCCUUGCGUCGUCUACGGUGGUGCCGAUAUUGGCUCCCAGCUCCGCCAGAUCGAGCGCGGCUGCGAUCUUCUUGUUGCUACCCCCGGCCGAUUGGUGGACCUCAUAGAGCGAGGCCGCAUCUCCCUCUGCAACAUCAAGUACCUCGUCCUCGACGAGGCUGACCGCAUGCUUGACAUGGGUUUCGAGCCCCAGAUUCGCCGCAUUGUCGAGGGUGAGGACAUGCCCAUGGUCGCCAACCGCCAGACUCUCAUGUUCUCGGCCACCUUCCCCCGCGACAUCCAGAUGCUCGCCCGCGACUUCCUCAAGGACUACAUCUUCCUUUCCGUCGGCCGCGUUGGUUCGACCUCCGAGAACAUCACGCAGAAGGUCGAGUUUGUCGAGGACAUUGACAAGCGCUCUGUCCUCCUCGACAUCCUCCACACUCAUGCCGGCGGCCUGACGCUCAUCUUCGUCGAGACCAAGCGCAUGGCUGAUUCGCUCUCCGACUUCCUCAUCAACCAGAACUUCCCCGCCACAUCUAUCCACGGAGACCGCACCCAGCGCGAGCGUGAGCGUGCCCUGGAGUUCUUCCGCAACGGUCGCUGCCCCAUCAUGGUGGCUACUGCUGUUGCCGCCCGUGGUCUUGAUAUCCCCAACGUCACCCACGUCAUCAACUACGAUCUCCCCACCGACAUUGACGACUACGUUCACCGUAUUGGUCGUACUGGUCGUGCUGGUAACACGGGUAUCGCAACUGCCUUUUUCAACCGUGGAAACCGGGGCGUCGUUCGGGAGCUUAUGGAUCUCCUGAAGGAGGCCAACCAGGAGGUUCCGCCCUUCCUCGAGGCUAUUGCCCGCGAGUCUUCCUUCGGCGGUGGCGGUCGUGGCGGCCGAUCCCGCGGCGGCGGCGGUCGUGGCGGCAAUGCCAACCGCGAUUUCCGCAAGUUCGGCGGCGGCGGCGGCGGCGGUGGCGGUGGUUUCGGCGGUGGUUUCGGCGGUGCCCCCCAGAGCGCUGGCUACGGCGGCGGUGGUGGUUUCGGCGGUCCUCAGGGAGGCUCCGGCUACGGCGGCAGCGGUGGCUACGGAGGUGGUGGCUACGGCGGCGGCGGCUACGGCAACCCUGGUGGCGCCGGCUCCCAGUCUUGGUGGUAA